AUUAUCCAAAAUGUCUUACUACUACCCUUGCAUCUUGGUAGAUGACUCCCAGAGCAGUGGAGUCAAGCCUAUUAUAUUUAAAGAUGUCGAGGAAAAUCUAUGCACUAGCAGCAGCUGAAAAGAGUCUUCAAAGAACUUCCUUGGGAAGAAAUAUGAGAACAUUCAGCUUAGGGAUGAUUCAAUGCCUGAUAAAAAUCUGCCAAAAGGGUCCUUGUGGGUGACUACCCAUAGGUUCAUCUUCCAGGUAGAUAAUACAACCACAGCUGAUUAUCUCUAUGAGUUUCCAUUAGAGAUCUUUGUUAAAGAGUCAUAUGUUGGAGGAAUGUUCCAAUCAGGCUACAGAGUAAAAAUUAAAAGAAAUGAUUCUACUAAUCCCGAUAUUUAUGAUUCUAAUGCUCUCGAAGGAAUGAUCCAGACCAUCUCUCAGCAAAAGGCUGAGGAAUUCAAGAUAGAUCCCAGCCAGGUCGCAGACCAAUACAGAAAUGUAAUGGCUGCAAGAAAAUUCCCAAGCAAGAUCACCUUCUUAUGCCCGUCAAAAGCUGUUCGGAAUGAUUUGAAGAAGGAUAUUGACUAUGCUGUUUCUAAAGAAAUGUGGACAAAAGUUAAAUUCAACAUUGAGCAGCACAUCAGGAAAAAUGAUAUAGGAAUUGGUAAUAUCAUGGGCCGUCAGAGAGAGAAAGAUUCAGUAAUGUCAAGUAAAAUUGCAAUGACUUCCAGUGAUAUUAACCAGCUCUCAGGAGCUGCUCAGGACCUCAUAACCAUUGCAGAUGAGAUCAAGAAGAAAUUAUCCAGAUAUAAGGAUUCCUUCUCAGAUUAUAAAGAGAAUACUGAUAUUAUGGACAUGAUUUUUAAUCUCGGAAUGAACAAUGAUGACGAUGAUCUCUUUAUCCAAAAGAGUAGCUCUAGUUUAUCCAAGAAGGACUUUAAGAAUAAAAUCUGUCAGGAUCUGGUCGCAUUUUUGGACAACAACAUAAACUCUUACGGAGGAUGGAUCCCAUGUGCUGAACUCUACUGCAAGUUUAACAGAAUGCUCGGCAUGGACCUAAUCUCCCCUGAAAAUUUCAUUAAAGCAUGCAUUGGAAUUGAAAAAGUAGAAAGUGAUGAUGGUUCAUAUUAUAUAUACUGCAAGGAUUUUAAAGCGAAAAAUGGUAAAAUAGUAGCCAUGAUCACUCAUCCUGAUUUCUCUAUCAAUAAGAAGGCAAAGGAAUUGGAAAAAUUCACUAAGAAAGGAGAUGGAAAGACAGUGAAUGAUAUCAUUAAGGCGCUAGAUCUGAGCUAUAUAAUAGUGGAUCAAGUUAUAGAGAGAGCACUUGAAGACGGAAGAAUAGCAGUAGAUGAACAAGAUCCAGCAGGAAAGAGAUACUACUACAACAAGAUUGGAGGAGGUAAAAGCUCACGUAGAGGCUCUGAGGAUGGCACUGAUGGAUAUAACAUUGAAGAUAUAACGAUCUAG
Messenger RNA from Moneuplotes crassus, 1453 nucleotides. The record is from the annotation of a GenBank genome assembly. Lineage: Eukaryota; Ciliophora; Spirotrichea; Euplotida; Euplotidae.